AAAAACAAGUUUGCCCUGUUGCCUUCGACAUUAGGCACGUGGCCUGAGGUUAGGGAACCAAGUCCUCUGGGACGAUGCGGCGAAAAUCACCCAAUAAGCACACGUGGACUUAUUCAGAACUCGUUCCCAAUGAAACGCAACACUCAGAAAUAAAGACAGUCAAAAACUGGAACAUAGAAUCCGCCAGAACCUCUGGGAAGCUGGGGCCUGCUGCCUGCAUGGCACCGCGCAAAAAGUGCCAACAGUCCGCCGCAGUGAUUAGACCUUCUCUGGAGAAUCGACACGGCAAUCUCCCAGGUACUUUGCUUCACCCCACCAACACCACAGCACAUCCUCGUAAUACAACUCAAGGCUAGAGAUAUCUGCAGCCAUGUCGUCACAUUCUGCCGAGCAGGAAAAAGUGGUGCUCAGGGUCUUGUCAUGCAAGCCUCACCAGUACUACGAAAUCCUAGAGUGCGAGAAGUCCGCCUCCGACUCCACGAUCAAGAAAUCGUACAGAAAGUUGGCCAUCAAACUCCAUCCGGACAAAAACUCGCAUCCGAGGGCAAGCGAGGCAUUCAAGUAUUUGAACAAGGCCUGGGGCGUGCUCAGUGAUCCGAGCAAAAAGCGCAUUUUCGACCAGACGGGCUCAGACCCCGACUCUCGAUUUGCGGGCUCCAGCUCUCCUGGCGCCGGAGCCACCAGCGGGUUUUCGCGUGGCUUUGGUAAUGCUGGUGGCGCUGGGGCGCAGGGUUUUGAGGAUGACAUCUUCAACAUGUUUUUCGGAGGCGGCGCAGCUCCAGGCCACACGACAUUCACUUUCGGCGGCAACAAUGGAUUCACUUUCCAGAGCUUCGGCAACGGGUUCGAUCCGUUUGCGGGCAAUUUUGCCCAGCAGCAAAGACAGAGACAGAGCCAGAGACAGAGCCAGCAGAACCGCGCAGAACCCACGUCCUGGGAAACGCUAAGGCAGUUGGCACCGGUGCUUCUUGUUUUGUUGGCGACGCUAUUGUCGUCUCUUUUCUCGGGCGACAGCGCCCCCGAAUACUCAUUCACCAAAAGCUCCAAGUUCCCAGUCCGCAGAAACACGCCGACGUUCGAGAUUCCUUACUUCGUGAGUGAAAGCUUCGUCAAAGACAAGAACGGAAGGGCCCUCCACAACUUCGACACCAAGGUCGAAAACACAUAUAUCCUGGAUAAACGAGCCCGGUGCCGCCGCGAGCAGACGCGUAGACGCGAGAUGAUCCAGGAUGCACAAGGGUGGUUUUUCACGGACGAGAAGCGCAUGAACCAAGCGCGAAACAUGCCCAUGCCUGCGUGUUCGGAGCUCAAAGGAAUGGGGAUCAUAUAGAAUGUUUAUUGUCGGGGCUGGCUCAAUCGAAAGCUGCGCGUGGCUGCAUGUUCUUUUCCAUUGCCUGUUUCUCGGUGCUUGGAGGUGACAUAGUAAUCUCGUGGAUAAGGAGUAACUCUGUCGCACUUCGUGCAAUAGAACCACAAGGUGUUCGUGGAAAUAGAAAGGCUGGCUGCCGUGCGAU
Molecule: messenger RNA, 1514 nt
Organism: Metschnikowia bicuspidata var. bicuspidata NRRL YB-4993
Lineage: Eukaryota; Fungi; Ascomycota; Pichiomycetes; Serinales; Metschnikowiaceae
Gene: HLJ1
Product: type I HSP40 co-chaperone
Exons: 1
Coding region: 371-1330 (319 amino acids)
Biological process (GO): cellular response to misfolded protein
Cellular component (GO): endoplasmic reticulum membrane
Molecular function (GO): Hsp70 protein binding
Source: RefSeq, a predicted model, not a curated record